Molecule: messenger RNA, 3707 nt
Organism: Coregonus clupeaformis (lake whitefish)
Lineage: Eukaryota; Metazoa; Chordata; Actinopteri; Salmoniformes; Salmonidae
Product: protein kinase C iota type-like
Exons: 16
Coding region: 266-2038 (590 amino acids)
Biological process (GO): establishment or maintenance of cell polarity; protein phosphorylation
Molecular function (GO): protein binding; ATP binding; protein serine/threonine kinase activity
Source: RefSeq, a predicted model, not a curated record
UACAUUCCGCUAAUGGAUUCGUCCGUCGUGAGGCCUUUACAGUAGUAGGGAGUGUUAGGCGGAUUCCUGAAGUUUUAUAUUACUUUAUGUCUGGAUUUUGUAAAAUUAAGAAAGCGCCAAUUGUUGGUUUCCAAUGAUAGUCAGCUAGCUAAUUGUUUUAUCUAUCGAUACAAGUACAGAAGAGGGUUUAGGGCGUGGUACACGGCUAAAUUAGCCGCAGAAGGAAGGCAUCUUUGGCGAGGGGAGCGUCAGAAUCUGAGAGUUUAUGAUGCCGACGUUGCGGGACAGCAUCAUGUCUCACCCCGGCGAGAACCCUCACCAAGUCCGGGUAAAAGCCUACUACAAAGGGGACAUCAUGAUCACACACUUUGAGCCGUCCAUCUCCUACGAGGGGCUGUACGGGGAGGUCAAAGACAUGUGCUGCAUGGACAACGACCAGCUCUUCACCAUGAAGUGGAUCGAUGAAGAAGGUGACCCGUGUACAGUAUCGUCUCAGCUGGAGCUGGUGGAAGCCCUGAGGCUCUACGAACUCAACAAAGACUCUGAACUCAUCAUCCACGUGUUUCCAUGUAUCCCAGAGAAGCCUGGCAUGCCCUGUCCAGGAGAGGACAGGUCUAUUUAUCGUCGUGGGGCGAGGCGUUGGAGGAAGCUCUACUACUCCGGUGGUCAUGCCUUCCAGGCUAAACGCUUCAACAGGAGAGCUCACUGCGCCAUCUGUACGGACCGUAUCUGGGGUCUGGGGCGGCAGGGCUACAAAUGCAUCAACUGCAAACUGCUGGUCCACAAGAAGUGCCACAAACUGGUCAGCGUUGAGUGUGGGAGACAGAUCCAGGAGCCCAUCAUGGGGCCUGAUAGGGGAUCCUCCAUCACUCCAUUAGACCACUCUGAACAGCCAGGUCCUCAGAACAGAGAGUCCAGUGAGAGUCUGAACUACGAUGGAGAAGAGAAAGAGGCGCGCUGCAGCAGAGACCCAGGGAAGUCAGCGUCCAGUCUGGGUCUGGUGGACUUUGAUCUGCUGAGCGUGAUCGGCCGGGGCAGCUAUGCUAAGGUCCUGCUGGUCCGACUCAAGAAGACUGAGAGGAUCUACGCCAUGAAGGUGGUUAAGAAGGAGCUGGUCAACGACGACGAGGACAUCGACUGGGUCCAGACAGAGAAGCACGUGUUUGAGCAGGCGUCCAACCACCCCUUCCUAGUGGGGCUACACUCCUGUUUCCAGACGGAGAGCAGACUGUUCUUUAUCAUAGAAUAUGUGAACGGAGGAGACCUGAUGUUCCACAUGCAGAGACAGAGGAAAAUACCAGAGGAACACGCCAGGUUUUACUCGGCCGAGAUCAGCUUGGCGUUGAACUACCUCCAUGAGAGAGGCAUCAUCUACAGAGACCUCAAACUGGACAACGUGCUGCUGGAGUCUGAAGGGCACAUCAAACUCACUGACUACGGCAUGUGCAAGGAGGGCUUGAGACCAGGAGACACCACCAGUACGUUCUGUGGGACCCCCAACUACAUCGCCCCUGAGAUACUGAGAGGAGAGGACUAUGGCUUCAGCGUGGACUGGUGGGCUCUGGGGGUGCUGAUGUUUGAGAUGAUGGCUGGACGGUCGCCCUUCGACAUCGUAGGAAGCUCCGACAACCCAGACCAGAACACAGAAGACUUCCUCUUCCAAGUAAUAUUGGAAAAACCGAUCAGGAUUCCUCGGUCGUUGUCAGUCAAAGCUGCCAGCGUCCUCAAGGGCUUCCUCAACAAGGAACCUAAGGAGCGGCUAGGCUGUCACCCCCAGACGGGCUUCGCUGACAUCAUGGGUCAUCCCUUCUUCAGAAACGUAGACUGGGACCUUAUGGAGCAAAAGCAGGUGGCUCCUCCGUUCAAACCCAACAUCUCAGGAGAGUUUGGACUGGACAGCUUCGACACCCAGUUCACCAACGAGCCCAUCCAGCUCACGCCUGAUGACGAUGAUGUGGUGAAGAAGAUCGACCAGUCGGAGUUCGAAGGGUUUGAGUACAUCAACCCUCUCCUGAUGUCAGCCGAGGAGUGUGUGUGAACUUGGUGUGUGUGUGUGUGAGCGGACGAAGCACGCCGCCGCCGUUAACUCUGCAUUGUUACCAGACAACUCAGCGAUGACAUCAUCAAAGAGCGUCCUGCUGUUGGAUAGAGAGAGAGAGAGAGAGAGAGAGCUGCCGGGGCUCUCAGACAAGCGACGCUAACUUGCCAAACCAAUCUCACAUAGUGUGUGGACGCGUCCCAAAUGGCUCCCUACGUGUGGUGCACUAGGGAAUGGGGUGCCAUUUUGGACGAAAGCCACUCGUGUCAUUUUUUUUUUAACAACUAUUCCUUUAAACCUACGUUCUCGCUGUAAUUAUUUUUGUGUCAUGUAUCAAAUCCGCACUGAUUUCCUUGUUGGUCAUCAGAGCACCUGCUCUCAGUAGCCAAUGAUGCUUGGAGGUGGUUGGUUACCUAGGUUACUGGACACAAAGGGACAGGGAAAGAGGGAUACAGACGGUCCACAGAGAACAAACUACCCUUCCUCUCUUCUUCCCAGCUUGGUGGUGUUUGAUGCAUAUUUUAUUUGUACAUAAUAAGAAUCAUCUAUGUUUAGCCAAGGACUUUUAACCCCAAGCCAGUUCACCAGAGGACAUAGUUGAAAACUGUUUAAUGAUCUGUGUUCGGACGGAAGAACAACAAGACAUUAUGGACACAACCAAACUGUGAAUGGAAGAGUUUACUGUGUGGAGAGGAUUAGGACGGGUGGGCUGGAGCGCUAGCUGAUUCUAGGGAUGUGUCCCAAAUGGCGCCCUAUCUAGUGCACUACUUUAGGUCAUAGCCCUAUGGGCCCUGGUCAAAAGUAGUGCACUAUGUAGGGAAUAGGAUGCCAUUUGGGACAGAGGCUAGUAGUUUAUGCAAUCUGUCGUUCACAAAGAACCAAAACAAUAUUUUCUAAACGAGAAAGAAAAGAGAAGACGUUAAAGAUGUCUUGUCGUUUACAGCGGUACAGUAUACAUAGUAUGAAAAUGUGGUGUCCAAAUAUUAGCCAGAAUAAUUAUAGGAAUAAUUCUUCCUCUUUUCAUUUGUAAAAUACAAUGCGUUACUGAAACUCUUUGUUAUAUUUACGUUUCACAGUAUAAAAAAAUAAAUAAUAACAUCUAUAGUUUUCUCUAAUCCAUGUCUGUAUCAGUCUGAAUAUGAUGAUAUAACAAAGGAUGGAGUCGGACCAUCAAUAUUUCCUGGACCACUUCUGACAAUAGAUGAAGCUCUUGAAAGAGAUUUUCAUCAAAUCUAAUAAACACUAUCAAAGUAUUUAACAGCUAAAAUUAUAUUCCAAGUUCCGAAUAGAGAAGUUUAAAAAAUAAAUAAAAAAAUCUCUAUAAAGUGCACUACUUUUGACCAGAGCUCGAUGGGCUCUGGUCAAAAGAACUGCACUAAAUGGGGAAAAGGGUGCCAUUUGGGAUGCAACCAAAGUGUUUUAUAGUGGUGGUGAUUGGAGGAGCAAACACUUCAGAAUAUUUAUCAUGUUACUUUAUAUUGCAAAGAUUUUUUUUUUUUUACUGUGCUGUAACUCUAAUGAUUGAUCACUACAUUGAUUGGAAAUAUUGUUAUUGUGUGAAACCUGAUGAUGAAGAUGAUGAUGUGUGAUUUCAUCCAGAGGAGCCUACUGAACUCUUUAACAGGAUGUAAAAACACAGAUUUCACUAAAUAAACGUUUUAUUUCCCUG